AUGAGUAAAGAAGUUGACGAACCGCUGCAGCGUUUCUGUGAACUGUCCCAGCACAUUAAUAAGUUCACAAAUCUUUUGGGAGUAGAUGUCUUGGCGGUUGAUUUGAAGUGGAAUUUUCGCACCUGGACAACAACAUUUGCGAUUAUCAAUUAUACUGGCUUUACCUUAUUAUCCAUAAUCCUAAAUGCUCAUGACUGGAAGGAGUGCCUGAAAAUAAGUCUUAUGCUGGGUGGUUUAUUUCAUGGCAUUGGUAAAUUCUUUACCUGUCUGUUCAAGCAAUCCAGAAUGAGAUAUAUCACCUUCUACACAUCCAAUAUAUUCAAGGAGUAUGAGCAGCUCAGUCCAAUCUAUGUCAAAAUCUUGAAUAUUGGCUUAGAUCGUUUGCUGCAAAUUAUGUGGAUACUUCGUAAUGGCUAUUUGGUUACUUUUCUUCUAAUGACUGUAAUUCCCUUGGGAUUACUUUUCUAUAACGGAACUCGUGUCACAAUUAUGCAAUAUCAGAUUCCUGGACUGCCAUUGGAGAAUAAUAUUUCCUAUACCAUUACCUAUAUCAUACAGAUAGUGACUAUAAGUGUGGCUGGUUUUGGUUUCUAUGCUGGCGAUCUCUUUGUUUUGCUUGCCUUGACGCAAAUUCUAACAUUUGCCGAUAUUUUGCAGGUAAAAGUAAAUAAACUGAAUGAAUCGUUAAAGGGCAAGUCAGCAAAGCGAGCAGAAAUGGCCCAAGUGGGCGCAUUGGUAGAGGGAGAAUAUGAAAGGCACACAAUACUCUUGGAAGUGGUUAAAUGGCAUCAGGAGUUUACAAGCUAUUGCCGCUAUGUGAAUGAUUUGUAUCAUGAUCUAAUUGCUAGUCAGGUUCUCUCAAUGGCCAUGGCUGUGAUGCUUAGUUUUUGCAUUAACUUAAUCAGCUUUCACCUACCAUCUGCUAUAUAUUUUGUGGUCUCUGCCUAUAGCAUGGUGGUCUAUUGUAUUCUUGGCACCAAAAUUGAAUUUGCUUAUGAUCAGGUCUAUACAUCCAUUUGCGACAUUUCCUGGCAAGAGCUAAGCAGCAAGCAACGGAAAUACUUUGGCAUGGUCCUGCGAGAGGCACAACGGCCGCCUACUAUUACAAUUCUUGGCGUUAUGCCGCUAUCAGUGAGAACGGCGCUACAGAUAACAAAACUCAUUUACAGCCUGUCCAUGAUGAUGAUGCAAAAUCGCACCUAG
Drosophila willistoni is the source of this 1203-nucleotide messenger RNA. RefSeq names its product putative odorant receptor 83c (gene Or83c). Bases 1 to 1203 code for a protein of 400 amino acids. The transcript has 4 exons. Gene Ontology annotation, molecular function: olfactory receptor activity; odorant binding. NCBI's taxonomy places the organism in Eukaryota, Metazoa, Arthropoda, Insecta, Diptera, Drosophilidae. The record is from RefSeq and is a predicted model, not a curated record. Gene Ontology annotation, biological process: sensory perception of smell; detection of chemical stimulus involved in sensory perception of smell. Gene Ontology annotation, cellular component: plasma membrane.